Macrobrachium nipponense is the source of this 2541-nucleotide messenger RNA. RefSeq names its product nephrin-like. Lineage: Eukaryota; Metazoa; Arthropoda; Malacostraca; Decapoda; Palaemonidae. Bases 1338 to 2450 code for a protein of 370 amino acids. The record is from RefSeq and is a predicted model, not a curated record. The transcript has 8 exons.
UCUCGAGAGCUGGUGGAGUGUGGGUGUCUUCCGUACAAAGCUUUGUAGCCUUUGCUCCUUCGUCUCGACUGACGAGGCUUUACUGAAUAUACCGGUGAAGGAAAAAAAAAAAAAAAUCUGGAUUUAGUUCUGUCCUGUUUUGAUGUUGACUUCCAUGGAGCACAUGAAGGGUUUCCACCGGGAUGAGGACUAAGAGCAGAUGGUUCAAACGUUCACGGAAAAGGUCGCUGAGACUUGCUGGCGGAACCAGACUUCUGUUCGAAAAGCAUAAAACGGGAACAGUCAGAGCCGACAGAGGAGACCGGCCCACCUGAACUUGUCGGAGGUCAGUCGGUCAUAGAGGUACAGCGUUGCCCUCUCUUAAGGAGGCAGCAGCAGCAGAGGAGCAGAUCAAAGUGAAAACGUGGACCUUCUGUGACCGGGGCUUUUUUCGUUCCGGGGAAAAUCUCUCGAUAAAGACGUUGUUCAGAGCAGUAGAAAUGUUCAUAUCGUUUGUAAGGAGACGCCGAACAUGUUCACUAGACUGUAGUUCUGACAGAACCUGGCACUUGCUGAACACUUCCAGUCCUCACCAAGCAUCGGUGACGAGUGAUGCCACGAAGCAAUUAUCCCACGUACUAUAUUGCAUCCCCAUCGAAAACAGAGGUACUCCCGUCAUUGACAAAGCAGGCUAAAACUCGCGCCUUCUUUGGAAUAGCAUAAACUGAGUCGUAGCCGAAUUGAAUACAAAGUUUUCCCGCUCUCUCUUAUUAGAAAUCAAUACGAAGUGAAGGAAAAUGGAAAACCGUGGCUCAUUAAAGAUGAAUGCGGCUGUCAUCGGCGCAGCGAAUCCAUUGUUCAGUAUUCAACCGAUGCUGCUAUGUAUGAAUGAAUAUGUGCCAGUAGACAGUCUCGCAGAUCGCUCCAUUCAAACGUGAUUUGGUUGGCGCUCUCCUCUUCGUUGUUCAUGAUUAAUAAAGAGUGAAAGUGGCCUCCGAUCUCGACACUGUCAAGUUGCUUGGAAUCAUGCAGAAGGUGUCUGUCUGUCUGUCCGUUAGCCAGGUCUCCCCCCAAACCACUGAGCGGGUGCGGGAAGCAUGAAGAGAUUUCGAGACCAACUCCUCGGUCGUUGUGGUAGGACGAAUGCGCGAUCUUUUCCAUAGAUCCAGUGACGUUAUUCCCAUCUUUGCGAUCACCUUUUUUCUUUAAAUGUGAACGAUACAUUCGGCGUCCCAGAGUGCUAUGGGGAACGAAAGGGAAGCGAACACAGCGAGAAGAGAACUCGAGCAGUGUAGUCAGUGACUCAGAGUAUGUGACCGCAGACUCAGUCGACCCACUGCUGCUUAAAUGACAAUCAGAUGACGCCUCAGGUCAUGAAGGCAACGUGGACUACUUCCUCUCGUUCAAUAAGGCUCGUUUCGGCUGUCUUCCUAAGCUGGAUUCUGCUGCUCAAUGGGCUCGGCUCAUGUUCAGGCUACCAAAGUUUCCGGGAGGUGCCCGAGAGUGUCCAGGUGAAGGAGGGCCAAGACGUCUUCCUCAGGUGCGCCGUCGACGGCCAACAGGGCAAGGUGCAGUGGACCAAGGACGGAUUCGCUCUCGGAUUCGAGAGACACGUGCCAGGAUACCCACGGUACGCCUAUUCGGGGGACCCCUCCCGGGGGGAACACCACCUCCUCAUCAACGGGGUCACCCUCACCGAAGACGGUGAGUACCAGUGCCAAGUGGGACCCACCGACGCUAGUCCCGCCAUCUGGGCCGCCGCCAACGUCACCGUUUUGAUUCCUCCAAGACGCCUCAGCAUCACCAACUGGAGCGACGGAGGCACCAUCCAGGUCGUGGGCGGGAACUCGCUGUCGUUGGAGUGCGUCGUCUCAGGCGGGAGGCCCCCAGCCACCGUCUGGUGGUACCUGGGCAACACCAAUCUCCUCACAGACCAGGUGAUAGAGGAGAUGGACGCGCCCUCUGUGCCCCGCCGGUGGAACGUCCGGAGCAAAGUGGACCUCCGAGUGGAAGCGAAGGACGACAGGAAGACGCUCUCCUGCGAGGCUGAGCACCCGGCCUUUCGGGACACCGCUCAGGGACUCUCCGCCUCCCUCACCCUGUCCGUUCUGCACCCUCCUGGCCUGCCCGUCAUCACCGGCUACAAGAAGGGGCAGAUCUUCCGGGAGGGGGAGCGUCAGAACCUGAGCUGCCGAGCGCCGGGGGGAAACCCGAAGCCGCGGGUGGUCUGGCGCCGGGAGGGGCGGCCCGUCGACGCCAACUCGACCUUCGUGGACAGCGUGGGCGUCGUCAACACGUACUCGAUGGUGCCCACGAAGGAGGACGACGGCGUUCAGUACGAGUGCGUCGUGGGGCACGAGUUGCUGGAGGAGCCCCUCAGCGCCAACAUCACGCUCACUGUUUACUGUAAACGAGUGACCGAAUGCUUGGCGUCUCCCCCCGGACAGAUCCCCCAUCCUACGUCAGCCUGACUGGUCCCUCCCAGGUGGAAGAGGGAGGCUCCGUCUGGCUCACCUGCGAGUCGAGCGAGUCCAACCCAUCGUCCAGCCUCACCUGGAGCGU